This is a messenger RNA of Clonostachys solani, 852 nucleotides long. NCBI's taxonomy places the organism in Eukaryota, Fungi, Ascomycota, Sordariomycetes, Hypocreales, Bionectriaceae. The record is from the annotation of a GenBank genome assembly.
AUGACGGUGGCGGUGCCGUCGAGGGCAGGCUGGCGCAGAGGAUCCAAGGUCAGGUUCAUCAACACAACCGCAAGGGACGUCGAGUUGUAUCGGCACCUGGCCUACCUGACUCUCCAGCAACCCCGGUUCCUGGUCCGGCCGACACCCAGUUUGCUCAGGCGGCCGCAGUUCGUUGUGAGGAACAUGGAUCUGGUUCACUACUUCCAUGCAGACGCGCAUCUUUCGCUGGUGGCGUUCAGCCCCAACACGGCAGAUAUUCGAGAUGCCUUGAUACGCAUGGCCUUUGCGAGCGACACGGACUCCGGGCGCGCCCUUCUCUACGCGCUGCUUGCCGUCUCGGCGCUGCGUCGCAGCGGCUUUCAUGAGGAGACGCUGCAGUUCAAGGUGGCAGCCCUGCAUGCGCUUUCCAAAUCUUCCGGCAUCGCCAGCCUGGGCACGACGGAGUCUGUUCAGCAUGUUGCCGCGUGCAUGCUCCUGGGGGCCUUCGAGAUCUUACUGCCCUCAGAUAGCUCAGGGGAAUGGAUUUGGUACAUCAGAGGAGCGAUGGACAUCAUCCGUGAGACUCAGCUGACAAAGGUGGGAACCGAAGCCGACAUCAACAUUCUUCUGGACUGGACAUACUACCAUUACUCUCUCUCUACAUUCACCAUCAGCCAUUGGAGGAAUAAAGCUGUCAUUCUGGACUCCUCCCCCAAUCCAACCAUGUGUAAGCCAGUAGGUGGGCAGGACACACUCGUGGCCAUUGACAAACAGCUAUUCCGCUCCCCAAACCCAACUCACGAGAUCUUGAACCUCCUAGCGGAAGCAUGCGACACGCUGCUCUCCAGAUCAGAUCCACGGAGCCAAGAUUGA